This is a messenger RNA of Calypte anna (Anna's hummingbird), 4270 nucleotides long. It is a transcript of the gene SCARF1, whose product is annotated as scavenger receptor class F member 1. The record is from RefSeq and is a predicted model, not a curated record. Lineage: Eukaryota; Metazoa; Chordata; Aves; Apodiformes; Trochilidae. Gene Ontology annotation, molecular function: scavenger receptor activity. Bases 207 to 2813 code for a protein of 868 amino acids. The transcript has 11 exons.
ACAAUCCCUGCCUUCCCCCCUCCCCGCCACACCUCUUGUGUCUGGAUUGGGGCACCUCCUCCCGCAUUUCCUCAGGAAGAAACCCAAGGCUGCCUGGAGGAAGAGGCCGCAUUGUGGGAGGGACAGGACGGGACGGACGGGACAGACGGACGCUGGUGCGGUAGCUGCGCUGGUGGGGAGCUGCUGGGACCUCACAUCCCACCAGGAUGGGGAGCACCUGGCCCAUCCUCUGCCUCCAGCUGUGGCUGUGGUUGCAGAGCUCUGCCCAGGAGCUGGACCCCGAUGGCAGGAAUGUCUGCAGGCUCCCUGCUGGCCCUGCAUGCUGCCCCGGCUGGAAGCAGGAAGGGCAGGAAUGCACAGCUGCGCUCUGUGAGGGUGAGGAUGCCUGUGGGGUUGACGAGGUGUGCGUGAGACCCGGGGUUUGCCUCUGUAAACCUGGCUUUUUCGGAGCAGACUGCAGUUCCCCCUGCCCCGAGCAGUACUGGGGUCCUGACUGCAAGCGGCAGUGCCCGUGCUACCCCAACGGGCGCUGCGACCCAGCCAGCGGGCACUGCACCUGCAACCCUGACCACUGGGGACAGCUCUGCCAGUUUCCCUGCCAAUGUGGCCCCCACGGCCACUGCGACCCCCUCACGGGUGCCUGCCGCUGCGAGCCGGGCUGGUGGGCACCCACCUGCAAGAAGCAAUGUCAGUGCAACCUUGCCACCUCCCACUGCGAUCCCCUCACCGGCCACUGCCGUUGCCAGCCGGGUUGGUGGGGCAGGAGGUGCAGCUUCAAAUGCUCCUGCAACUUCUCGCCCUGCGCCCAGGAGACGGGGAAGUGCGAAUGCAAAGCUGGGUUUUGGGGGCCGGCAUGCCAGCGGCGCUGUGACUGCGGGCACGGCUCCUGCAGCCCCCUGAGCGGGCACUGCGCCUGCAGCCCCGGCUACCAGGGCAGGAGCUGCAGGGAGCCCUGUCCGGCAGGAAAAUAUGGGUCUCAGUGUGUGCACAGCUGUGGGAGCUGCAGGCAUAAUCAGCCCUGCUCGCCCGUGGAUGGCUUCUGCCUGGCCUGCCAGCCCGGCUGGAACGGGACCCUCUGCAAGGAGCCCUGUGCACCCGGCUUCCACGGCGAGGAUUGCCUCCAGCCCUGUCCCGGCUGCCGGCUUGGGGACAUCUGUGACCCAGAAACCGGGUCCUGCCCACGCUGCGAGCCUGGCUGGAUGGGACCCAGCUGCAACAGCUCCUGCCCUGCAGGCACAUUUGGGGAUGGGUGCCAGCUCCUGUGCCCCGAAUGCGUUGCAGGGAGCUGUGACCCCGUGUCAGGAGUGUGUGUCUGCCAGGCUGGCUACUGGGGAGCCAGCUGCAACGACACCUGCCCCAAGGGGUAUUUUGGAGCGAACUGUUCCUCACCCUGCCAGUGCUCCCGGGGGACCUGCCACCCUGCUCGAGGGGACUGCGUGUUGAGUUUAAAGGACCAUGGGAUCCUUGCAGCCGCCAUCCUUGUCCCUCUCCUGCUGCUGCUGCUCUGUGUUGCCUGCUGCUGCUGUGGAGCUGGCCCAGCAGAUGUUAGAGACAGGGCGGCUGUGCCUGAUGAUGAUGUGCUGGCCAGGAUGAAGCACCAUGUGCAGGGGGUGCUGGCAAACAUCAGUGCUAUGAUGCCUUGCUUUUCUCUGGGUGGCUACAAACUUCCCAAAGUCACAGUUUCCCACCACGACACGGAUAUCCCCUUCAACCCCAGCUUCAUUGAGGCACCAUCAUCUGCCUGGGUCUCAGACAGCUCCUUCUCCUCCUUUGACACUGACAACGAGGGACCCGAGUACUCCAUCCCUCCCAGAGAAGGCGUCCCACUGCUGGGGGAGGCUGAGCUGCAGGACGGGGCAUCCCCCCUAGGUGAGGCACUCCCAGACCCAUCUGCCUUUGACUCUGAGGAUGUCUCACAGCCCUUCGACAUCCCCCGCACCUCCAGCAUCGCCAAGGCCAAGCGUCCCUCUGUGUCCUUUGCCGAGGGGACGAAAUUUGGGGCGGUGGAGACCCCUAGCCCCAGUCGGAAGCCCAAGAGCCUAUGGGGCUCAUCCAAGCUGUCCCUGCCACCAGAGGACACAGUGGCUGAGCCCCCUGCUGAACGACCAGCCAGUGAUUGCUAUGAGAACCCCGAGCCCCUCACUAAGGGGGAGGAAGGCCACCGGCCAUCACCUCGGGCCACCCCGGGCGGACGCCGGCGGGUGGUCUCCAGCACCAGGCAUGUGGCCCAAAGAGUGGAGGCUCUUGAAGCAGCUGCAAAAUCCAGCAGCUGGGAGGCAAAGAGGAAGGAGCCCAAUGUCACCACUAUCUACAUGAUGGUGGGAACGGCAGGGCAGGACCCCAAGGCCGAUGGAGGUGGUGAGGGACCAGUCCAGGCUGUGCUCAAGAGGCUGGGCAGUUUGCAGAAAGGCAAGUGGGCUGCAAAGGAGGAGCCCAAGGUGAGGAGGAGCAUUGAGGGCAUCCAGAAACCACCUCGCCGGGCUCUGGCACAACGCAGGGACUCAGCAAAUAGCUGCAAGCAGAGGGAGAGCAUCCCAGGGGCUCCCACUGAGCCAUCCUCUGGCAAGCACCAGCAUGUCCCUGGGAAGAGACAGUCCUUCCUUCUCUCAUCUCCUUCCCCAAAAAGCACCAGGUCUGAGGAAGGGACCAACAAUGCUGCAGGUGAAAAAAGCUCUGGGUUAGUUCUCAGCCUUGAACCCAAGGGACAGGCUGGCCUGGAGGAAGAGCCAAAAUAUGAGAAUGUGACCGGUGGCAGUGCUGAUUCAUCCCCUGGCCCUGCCAAGGAGCCACCAACCACCCCUGCAGCCACCUGAGCCACCACUGCUGCAGUUGGGGCAGUGGGAGACCAGGAGGCCCCUCCACCCCUAGCAUGGGGGAAGCUGAGGUCCCCUUCCCAGCUGUGAACUGGAGACGCACUGAGCCUUCCUGUUGGCCCCCUUUCCUCCGUGCCGUCCUGCUGGACUGGACCUUCAUUGGGUUGGGUGAUGCUGAGAGCCUCAGGGGUGACAGCCCCAUGGGGUUGUUGUGCUUCAGGGCUGUUUUCUGCUGGGAAACAUGCAAGCAAAAAUCAGUUUCACCCCAUGGGCUUCACCUUUCCCUGUCCCAGCUCUGGUAAUGCUGCUGGGAGCCUCUUGAUGUAAAGGUGCUUCUUGCUCAAAGGGAUUAUUUUGCAGAGCUGGGCUGGGGGUGGAUCGUGGUCUGUCACAAGCAGCUUCAGCAGAAUUUCAUUUUAGUUGUUUCUCUCGCAGGGUAUCUGGGACUGCAGGGGUUUGUCUGUGUGACUGUGGUUGUCUUUGUAGCACUUGAAAAGGCAUUUAUAGACAGCAUUUUAAACUCCACACAAUGCCAAGCCAGAAUUGUGCAAGAGCAAACACGACAACUGGGCUGUGACCAUUAACCUGUGAACCCAGCCCUGACAAGGACCAAUGCUGCACAGAAAAUGCAGGUGCCCAGAGCUCCUGCUAUCUCCCACACUUAUUCCUGCUGCAGCAACACAUCACCAUGGGUGGCUGAGAUGCAAUGAAGGUGCUGAAGCAUCUCCAGCACAACCAGAGGAGCUUUGGUGCCACAGGUGAGAUGGGCAUAAAACCUUUGCUGCCCGUGCAAGGUGGUUGAGAUGACAGAGGAUUCGUGGCAUGAACUGUUUCUUCAGAUAUAUCUAAGUGGUAGAAGUUUCUUGCAUAUUUUUUUUCUUCUUUUGCAUGGCAUGAAAGCCUCUGCAUGAAAAUUAAAUGUUACCAAAGCCCUUCAGGAGCUGUUAUUCCCCAGCUGCCCUCCAGAAUCAAAGAAAUGACCAGAAAAAUUCUCCAAAGGGUGGACAUUGUUGUCAGCCUCUGGCUUUUGGGGUUUUGGUUAGUGGUUUUUUUUUUCAUUUUCUGAUUCUGCUGAAGUAAUUCUGAACUCUUACUGCUGGAGCUGAGCCCAGUGCAGAGCUGGAGACCAGAGGGCAGAUGGAAUGCAAGUGGGCUGUAAGCAUCUGGAGCAAGUAUGUUGCAGGCUGCAUCUCACAUGUCAUGUGCAGUGCUCUGUGUGAAUCUUCGUCUGGUUGGCACUGCUGAGUUAAGUUUUGGGUUUGGGAUGUUCUGUAAAACAUGCUUUUUCCCUUUUUGCUUUUCACUGCUGCUUUUCAGCAGUGCAAGGCACCAAAUCUCUAAAGUCUCACGUGGAGAAGACUCCCAGUUUUGCAGAGCCUGCAGCACUCUUUCUUGCAGUGGUAUCACCCACUGCCAUGAUUAGACCAUCAAAUAUUUUGGUAUAAAAAUAAAAAUGC